AUAAAAAGUGAAUUAAACUUGACUGUGUAAAUAGUUAUAUGAAGAUAGUGUAUGAGAAGAACAUUUUGGCACGUAGGAAGGGAGGAGACCUAAUAUAUAUAAAGCCCCUUUCAUCCAAAUCUCAAAUCUUUCCCCUCUAUCAGAUCUAUACUACCGAGUUCAACAAUGGCCUUUGAGAGGACCCUUCAACAAUUUCGAUACAACGAAGAUAAUGAUAAUGAAAUGGUGGCAGCUAAGGCGUUGGUCGGCUUAGCCCAUUCUCCUGUUUCUGGAAGCCGCUCUUCAACCGAUUCUGAAGCGUCUGAGCCUUCGCUUGACUUGUUUCUCGGCUCUCUUUCACAUCAAAACCGUGGGACUUGUGUUCCUCACCGGAAGAAAGUAGAAGAAAUUUCGUUAUUGCCGAAUGCUUUGGGGUUCAGAAAGAAGUCCCAAAUUAGCUCAAGGCUCUUAUGCUGCGAUGUGGAUUAUUCCUCAAUAAUUGGUGCCUGUAAAUCCAAACCGAUUUUGACAGAGGGGGAGAGGGAAGCAAGAAGGUUGCGUCGAGUUCUGGCGAACAGAGAAUCAGCUCGGCAAACUAUCCGACGCAGGCAGGCAACAUAUGAGGCGUUGGCAAAAAAAGCAGCUGACCUUGCGUUAGAGAAUGAGAGUUUGAAGAUGGUAUGCCCCACGCUCUUUCUCAUUUUCCCUUUCUUUUAGCUCCAUUCAAGUCAUUUUUAGAAUGUACUACCUCCGUUUCUCGAAAGAAUUCCUCUUUUGACUUUGGGGGAAAAUAAGAAAGUAUUAAAUUGUAGUUGACUUU
Molecule: messenger RNA, 799 nt
Organism: Cuscuta campestris
Lineage: Eukaryota; Viridiplantae; Streptophyta; Magnoliopsida; Solanales; Convolvulaceae
Source: the annotation of a GenBank genome assembly